Molecule: messenger RNA, 3285 nt
Organism: Spirometra erinaceieuropaei
Lineage: Eukaryota; Metazoa; Platyhelminthes; Cestoda; Diphyllobothriidea; Diphyllobothriidae
Source: the annotation of a GenBank genome assembly
AUGGCCUGCUUUCCUACGAACCUGCGCAGAACACCUGCUCAUCUUUGCCAAAACCGUCAUCUGCCUUCGGAUGAGAGAGAAGGCCACGUGGAUGCACCCUCGGUCGCGACACUGGCACCUGCUGGACUAUGUCCUCGUCCGGAGGCGAAACCAGCGGAUGUGCUGGGGACACAGUCGAUCCCGGGUGCCGGCGGGUUGACCCACCAUCGCCUCUACAUCUCCAAGCUGCGGAUUCGCCUACAGUCUCGCAGGAAACCUCAAGGUAAGCGACCUCCCCAGGUAAGUUGAAUGGUGCUUUGUUGUUUUUGCCUGCUCACAAUCUCCAUUUCAGCAAUGAACUAGCCUAAUGGCUAGCCAACCUUUCAGCCGUCGCCGCUGCCACCGCCGACGAGAACGCCUCCGUGGAUAACCCAUGGUGUCAGCUGCGGGACACAGUCCAGUCGACGACCCUGGCUGUCCUCGGCAGCGCACGUCGCCAACACCGGGACCGGUUUGAUGACAACGACGCCGCCAUCAGUAACCUGCUCGCCGAGAAGAACAGACUGCACAAAGCAUGCGUCAAUCGCCCCACCGACGAAAACAAAGUAACAUUCUAUCGUAGUCGCCGCCUUGUGCAGCAACGGCUCGCAAUGCCGAGGAGAUUCAAGGUUACGCGGAUCUAACCGUCUAAUCAAUCCUCUGGAACAAGGUCUCCUGCUGGAAAGCCAGUACGGUUUCUGCCGUCACCACGAAACCACCGGCAUGAUCUUCGCCGUCCGUCAACUGCAGGAGAAGUGUCAGGAGAUGCGGACCCACCUCUUCUCUACCUUCAUAGAUCUGACAGAAGCCUUCGACACGAUGAAUCGCAAGGGACUAUGGAAAAUCAUGCAGAAAUUCGGCUGUCCCGAACGAUUCACUCAGCUGGUGCGUCAGCUUCAUGAUGGCAUGACGGUGCUCGUCACGGACAAUGGGAACGUAUCAGAGGCAUUCGCAGUGACCAACAGUCUAGCAGGACUGCUUCCUCGCGUCCACCCUCUUCAGUCCCAUGUUCUCUGACAUGACAUGACAUGACAUGAUGGAGUUGGCACCUGAGUACAAGGCCUCAAUUGUGAGACGUUCUGUCAUUGAGGUGCCCCGGCCUAUGACGGUCGCUCCUUGAAAGUCAAAACUGUGGCCAGUUUAUCCGAUGUGAGUCGCAAGCUGUGAGUUUGGGUCUAGUUUCCGAGUUACUAGUCUGUGCUCAUGUAAGCGGGUCCGUAGUUUCCGUCCGAUUUCCUCAACGUAAUGUCAGUCGCCAUCGUUAUAACGUAUUUGACAGACAACUGCUGAGGUUUCAGUGGGUGGCAGUAUGUCUUUGGUCUGCAUCAAACGGCGACGAAUUGUUGCCCGUGGUCAAUGGACAGAACGUCUCACACUAGAGACUUUGUACUCAGGUGCCAACUCCAUCAACGGGCAUCUACACCUUCUUGCGGCCUCCAAAGUCCUACGUCACUACUUAUGCCAUGACCAGGACGAGGCGGUCACACGGAGCUUAAUAAUACCGGGCAAACACGGUCCCUCGACUUAUCCAUCCAAAAAGGGCACAGACGCAACUAACCCCAAUUGUGGUGACGACACACAACACAGGAGGCCACCAACAUUCACAAGCGACGGUCAGAGGGCCAAGGCAGCGAAAGAAGGAAAAACUCGGCCAGUCCAAGACAAACUAAUUCGACUGGCUAUUCGAAUUUCUGGUCGAUUUCUGCACUAAACGCUUCGAUAAUGGAGAUAAUGCUCUCAGGGACGUCAGCAAUACAAUACACUUGACCCGGUGAGCACUCCACAUUUCUCAGAUUAUCGACCCGGAUCUCAUACGUUUGCUGACCUGAGCCUAAAAUACACUCGCCGCAUUUGCCUCCACUGUCCACACUGCCCCUGCACAUUUACUCACCGCAUUGGUCUAUUCGAUCACAUGCGUAUCCACGACAGUGGAACCGACCGCAGUCUCGACACCCCUAGUACCUCCUUCAUAUCCACCAUGCCUAUCUCAACCCACAUCCUGCCGCCCAGCACACCCACCACACCUAGCACAUCAUUCACACCCACCAUGCCUACCUCAACCCACACCCCAUUGCCCAGGCGUCCACCAUCAGCAGCUCCACCGCUGCCACCGUCUCCGAAACCGACACUCACACCGUCAACUUGUGCGCACUGUCCCGUACACUCAGCUCACACAUCGGCUUGGUCAGUCACUUGCGAAUCCACCGCACAGAAACUGGCGAACCAGUACCUGGAGCACCAACAUACACCAGACGCAUACGCCUCAACGGCCCUCACUGCACCCGCACAUUCGCCCACCGCAUUGGCCUAUUAGACCACAUGAGCAUUCACGAAAACUUGCCGUAGACAACCGCCGGCUAAACGACACCACUACACCUUCCCCCACCAUAAGCAUCUAACUGCCACCUACCACGGAAGUGGAAAGGGCGCGUCUCGGCUCCGUCUGCCAUAUGUGUUAUCCGAGUCUGAGACUAUGACGGCGCGUCAAGCGCCGUGGCUUGUGAGACUGCUGACUGACGUCCCAACUCAGUCCACACAGUCUGCCCAGUUGUGUGUUUGUGUGGUGUGGAAGACUGGUGGAGCACUCCCACGCAAGCGAGAUGUACGCUACCAACCCCCCUUGUGAAAUCCUGAUACUCGUGUUUGGGGGGCCAUGUCGUGCAUGUGGCACGCGCAGACAAGGUCAGCCAUCGCGCCCACUUCCCGCACCUGUCAACCGACCGUCUCGGACAGCAGCCGAGGCCUGGGAAUGGGGAGAGUGAGGUCGAUGCUCAGCCUUUGAAGCUAUCACGGUACGCUCAAAGCCGAGGCUUGAAAGGUUGCCAACUGACGGUAUAAAUUGGACCUCGCAGUCGUCCCAAUGUUGUGUGUUUGUGGAGCGACCGACUGGUGGCCUAAGAGGUAGGCUGCAAAGGCUCUUUCGUAAUGUGGCCUUUAUGGCACUCCCACUCCGUGGGAUCCGAGCAGGGUGUGAUGUCACACCUAGGUGCAGCCCCGGCACCGCCAGCCCCUUUUUUCGUUGGUUAAAAUCCUAGUCAUUUAUUAUGUGGACCAAAGGGUAUGGAGCGGAGCGUCAAGGUGCGAGUCCGACCGUGCCAUCUACCUGCGCCCUCCAUCGUCUCCGAUCUUCUUGACUCUGUCUGGACACUGGGUCCAGUGGAGGAGGAGAGGGUGCGGAAGACGCUGCGCAAGUCACCAUGCCUGCUAAAUCUUGCUAUGGAGCACACGGUGGACGUCAUCGGCAACGACGGUCGAAAUAUCACCUAG